Molecule: messenger RNA, 417 nt
Organism: Staurois parvus
Lineage: Eukaryota; Metazoa; Chordata; Amphibia; Anura; Ranidae
Source: the annotation of a GenBank genome assembly
CACACUUUAAAAUUAUGGACAAUUCCCGAGGCACCCUUUAAAAUUAUGGACAGUCCCGAGGCAGCUUUUGAAAUGAUGGAUGCCCCGAGGCACACUUUAAAAUGAUGCAGUCCCCAGGCACCUUUUAAAAUGAUGGACAGCCUCGAGGCACCUGAGGCACCUUUUAAAAUGAUGGACAGUCCCGAUGCACCCUUUAAAUUGAUGGACAGUCCUGAGGCACCUUUUAAAAUGAUGGACAGUCCCGAGGCACCCUUUAAAAUUAUGGACAGUCCCAAGGCACCCUUUAAAAUUAUGGACAGUCCUGAGGCACCUUUUAAAAUGAUGAGCAGUCCCGAGGCACCCUUUAAAAUUAUGCACAGUCCCAAGGCACCCUUUAAUAUUAUGGACAUUCUUGAGGCACCCCAUUCUAAAAUGUAA